UGAGAGAGCCCGGGAGGAGGAAGAGGAGGAGAAGAGGAGGACUGCUGGGUUGCUUGGGACCCAGGCUCGCCAAGCCAAAGCCUGCGCUCCAUUUUGCAGCGGGCGCCUGGCCCGACUUCCCCGCUGGGGCAUCGGCUGCAGCGUCUUACUCCCGGCCCCGCGCCAGCCGGGGCUACAAGCCCGGACACCACCCGCGCCUCUGUCUGGAGCCGGAGCCGGAGCGCACCGCCUGCCUGUUCCCCCAGCCCUGGGUUCUGGAUCCCGGGUGCGGCUCGCCAGCUCCGUGCCGGGGACGUCGCCGUGCGUCCCUGACCUAAGGCUGCUCUUCUGCCCCAGGCACCCGAGCCACAACUCUGCCUGAGCUUCGAUACGCGCCCACUGCCCUCGCCCCGUGUACCGGAGCCCGGGCGCUGCCAGCCUCUGCCCACGUGCGAGCGACCCAGGAAGCUGUGCGAUCCCGGGCGCAGCUUGCGCCUCCAGUCGAGUGCCGGUCGGCCCCCUGGAAGCAGUCGCCUGGGUCAGAAUUUGGACAGACCCCUCCGCACCCUCGUUCCCGGACCGCCGCCUAGUUUGAACUUGUUCGGACUCCGGCCGCCUCCUUGUUCUAGGCGAAUCCGAACCCAGACACCGCUACCACUGCUUGGCCCCCGUUGAUUUGGCAUUUCAGCUAGCUGGAAGCCAGGACCCCACCCGCUGCCCUGUCCCAGGGCACCAUCCUCUCCCAUAGCCAGCGUCCUUGGUCCGUCUCCCCGAGGGCACAGUGGUUGCAGCGGGCUUUGCUCCCGGUCCUCGCCCUCUGGAAGUCUACGCUGUAUGUGCCGGGGAGGCUGCAGGCGGGCCGGGCCCUAGUCCUCGGGAGAGGAGAAGAGCAGAGGCCGACUGGGCUGGUGAUUUCCGCCCCCCCUCCCCCAGGUGCCCUGGGCUUGGGCUAGGUGAGCCCUCAGCACCGAACACUGCACGGAACCCUACAGGAGCGCGGGACAAAGCAGGAAACACCCCGGGAAGAAGUGACAUCUGUGAGGUGGCUGUGCCUCCUGCAAAGGAGGUGCCCUUGGGCAGUGGAACUUUGGACAACAGCUGGGACAGGCCUUCGAACUACAGGUCAAUUUGAGAGCUGCCUCUGGAGGCCCUCAGCCUUGUUAUUCAGGGGCCCUUCUGCAUUAAGGGUGCACGGAGGCUGGAUGGGGCUCUGAGGACGAGUCCCCGGGGCUGCGGGCGAGAGGAUGGUGAGACAUCAGCCCUUACAGUAUUACGAGCCCCAGCUCUGCCUGUCAUGCCUCACUGGGAUCUAUGGUUGCCGAUGGAAACGGUACCAGCGGUCACAUGAUGACACUACUCCAUGGGAACGUCUCUGGUUCCUGAUUCUCAUCUUCACCUUCUUUCUCACCCUGACCUGGUUCUAUUUCUGGUGGGAAGUUGACAAUGACUACAAUGAAUUCAACUGGUUCCUCUAUAACCGGAUGGGAUACUGGAGUGACUGGUCCAUUCCUAUCCUUUUGACCACUGCCACUGGCUUCACGUACAUCACAGGAUUGUUGAUCCUGGCCCUCUGUCACAUUGUUGUGGGACAGCAGAUGCACCUUCACUGGCUUCACAAGGUAGCACUGACCAUGGCCUUGAUUGCAACCCUCGUGGCGGUGUCCUCUGUAGCCCAGCUCUGGGAUGAUGAGUGGGCUGUGCUGCUAAUAUCAUUGCAGGGUACAGCCCCAUUUCUGCACAUCGGGGCCCUGAUAGCUGUAACCACUCUCUCCUGGAUUGUGGCAGGCCAGUUUGCGAGAGCUGAAAAAGUCUCCUCACAGAUGGUCAUCUUCACUGCCUACUUCGCAGUGGUGUUUGUGCUCUACCUGAUCCCCCUCACCAUCUCCUCCCCCUGCAUCAUGGAGAAGAAAGACCUGGGCCCUAAGCCUGCCAUCAUUGGCCACCGAGGAGCGCCCAUGCUGGCUCCAGAACAUACAUUGAUGUCCUUCCAGAAGGCCAGGGAGCAGAAGCUCUAUGGGGUCCAAGUUGAUGUGACCAUCAGCCUGGAUGGCAUUCCAUUCCUCAUGCAUGACACUACACUUCGCCGCACAACCAAUGUGGAUGAAGCCCUCCCAGAGCUGGCCCGACGCCCUGCCUCCAUGUCCAACUGGACUGACCUAAAGCAGCUCAACGCGGGAGAAUGGUUCCUCAAGACCGACCCCUUCUGGACUGUGCACUCACUGUCAGCCUCCGACUACAGGGAAGCACAGAACCAGUCCAUCUGCAAAUUGACUGACCUCUUGGAAGUGGCCAAAGGGAACAUGACCCUGCUGCUCAACCUUUGGGAUCUGCCCCAUGACCACCCCUACAGAGGCACCUUCUUCAAUAUCACUCUGGAUGCUAUCCUCCGCUCUGGCCACCCACAACACCUGGUUAUGUGGCUGCCCAGCAGACAAAGGCCAUUGGUAGAGAAAGUAGCCCCAGGCUUCCAGCAGACCUCAGACAUCAAAGAGACAGUUGCCAGUCUGCGACGUGAGCACAUUCAGAAACUGAACUUACGCUACACUCAGGUCUCCAGCCAGCUCAUUAGGGACUGCUCUGCGUGGAACCUGAGCGUGAACCUCUACACGGUCAACGAGGCCUGGCUCUUCUCUCUCCUGUGGUGCUCAGGCGUCCAGUCCGUCACGUCUGACAACCCCCAAACCCUGUCCAAGGUGCCUUCCCCCGUCUGGAUCAUGGCCCCGGACGAGUACUGUCUCAUCUGGAUCACAGCUGACUUGAUCUCCUUCACACUCAUCGUGGGCAUUUUCGUACUUCAGAAGUGGCGACUGGGCAGCAUCCGGACCUACAACCCAGAGCAGAUCAUGCUCAGUGCAGCCGUGCGUAGGACCAGCCGUGAUGUCAAGAUCAUGAAAGAGAAGUUGAUCUUUUCAGAAAUCAGCGAUGGUGUAGAGAACACGGAUGAUCUCUCCAUGUGUUCCGAAAAUGGCUUUUCCAAUGAUGUCCUCACCCCCGUGGAGCCCAAGACACGCCCUGGCAGAGGAGGACGCUAACCCUGAAAGAUCCAGUGUCCCCAAUCCAUUCCUACCCUUCCAGCCAAGCAUGGGAAGGGCCACUGGGCCCCAUGGCCUGGCCUGUAAAUAUGUAGAAAGCCCUCUGAGAGCUGGUAGUGUGUGUAGGAAGUUGGGGUGCAAGGCAGAGACCAGCAGAAAGUACCCCAUGCAGGUCCCCAGACUGGCUCCAGUGGGGACAUCAAUGUGACAUGGAGAGACAGUUGUCAAGAUGCCUUCCCCAACCCCUCAGCUCUGCCUUCACCCACAUUCUCAAUUACCACCAACCCUGUUAGGGUCCUCUUUGGCCAAGCACCUCAUCCCUGUAUAUGUUCUGGGUGGUCAGAAUCAAGAGCCAAGCUGACCUUGGCCGUGGUCAUAGAGGGAGGCUAUGGUCCCUAUGGGAGGGAACCCUUCCUAUUAGGAGGUGCUUGGUUCCAGAACUCCUGGGAAGAGCAGAGCCCACAGUAGUCACUGCCCCCAGCUGCUAUGAAGAUGGGGGUGGGGGGAAUUCGGGAAACUCAGUGCUCCUUGUCAACCCCAUGUGGGGGAAGCUAAGAGGAAACCCCAGACAGGAGCUGACUCUUCCUUCCCCAUGCCCCAAGCAGAGAUGUUUCCUCAGUCAGCUCUGCCACCACAGUGGAACUACAGUACAAAAGGGUCCAGUGGUCAGGACCACCUGGGACUCUUCCAAACCACAGAGAGGACCGUACGUGUGUAAGAUGUCUGUCUGUGCGCAUGAAUGAAAUUCAUUUUUUUUUAAUUUUUAAAUAUGGCCUACAGGGGUAAUGGGCCCCUCUCUGAUGAGUGCUGAUAACAGCUCCAAUCACCAUGUAAAUAUGGAAGCACAUGUGGUAUUACUCCCUGAAGAAUCACUUAUUUAACAAGAAGAGAAAUGCCCUGUU
Messenger RNA from Phascolarctos cinereus (koala), 3913 nucleotides. Lineage: Eukaryota; Metazoa; Chordata; Mammalia; Diprotodontia; Phascolarctidae. The record is from RefSeq and is a predicted model, not a curated record.